CCCCUGCAGCCAUUCAUAUAGAGGCAUUCACAGUCCGUGCACGGAGCCAGAGAGCAGAGGAUGCAGGAGCAGCAGCAGCAGCACACACUGACUAACGGAGUGUGUGUGCAGGAGGACAAACUGAGGCUCCUACCAACAAACUGUGUUAAGAGAGGUGAAAGAAAUCCGGCCAGUGCUCGGUAUACAGAGGAGGCGUUCUCUGCGGCGCACCUCCAUCCUUCUUCAGGCUGCGUGUAUCAGGUGUCCACGCUGCACAGAGGAGGAUCUGCAGUUUCUACACUGUGAAUGAGGAGGAGAGGUGAUGUCUCAAGAGAAUAACUGUUGCAGAGUUUGCAGCAGGGGCUUGUAUAGCUGCCACUGGAAGGAACCGAGUGAAAACAAGAGAAAACAUGCAUGCUGCUGGGUCUCGGUCGUCACGUUGGCCUCCCUGCUCUCUCUCUGCUGGAUGUACAUUUGUCUGGUUACUUUUAAUGACCGAGAGGAUGUUAACUGGCAGGGCUUCACAAAACUGAAACGGUGGGUGAACUGGUUCAUGGUGCUGAUCAUCGUUUCUGCAGUGAUAACCAGCUACUGCGUUCUGCUGCUGCUCUUUGCACUGUUCCAAGUCGCCUUAAGAGAACAACUCGACUUACACUGGCUGCACAAGAUCUUCGUAUUCUUUGGUGUGAUAUUCAUCGCUUUCGGGGUCGUAGGAAUUAGCCUCCAGUGGGAACGAGAAUGGCCAACUGUUCCUCUUUCACUCCAGGCCACAGGUCCUUUCUUGCAGUUUGGUGCUGUUGGAGCGUUGACGCUGCUGAGUCCUUUUGUCUUCCGGGGCUUCAACAAGGCCAAAACUGCAGGGUCUAGAGCCGUCAUCGCAUCGGCCUUUGUCGUGGUGUCAGCUGCCAUCUUCCUGUGUCCCCUGUUCAUCCAGUCUCCCUGUCUGCUGAGUGUACUGCCUGAAAAACCUAAGCUCAUUGGCCACAGAGGAGCCCCGAUGCUGGCUCCGGAGAACACCAUGAUGUCGUUCGAAAGCAGCAUCAAAUGCGGCGUGACGGCCUUUGAGACCGACGUGCAGAUCAGUAAAGACAAAAUUCCCUUCUUGAUGCACGACAACAACUCAGAGUUUCUGUUGAGAACGACGAACGUGAAGGAGAAGUUACCCGACAAACUCUCAAGCUCCAGUCACAACCUAACGAUGGAGGAGCUGCAGACUCUGAACGCAGGCGAAUGGUUCCUAAAGACGGAUCCUUUCCAUUCGGUGUCCCAGCUCUCAGAGGACGAGAGGAAAACUGCUGGGAAUCAGACCAUACCCUCUUUACUUCAGCUGCUCGUCCUCGCCCAGCAGCACAACAUCUCAGUGAUAUUCGACCUUUACAGUUCCAGCCCGAAAAAUGACAUCAACCACACAGUCAGCACCAUCCUGGGUUCUGGCAUCGACCCACGCCUGAUCCUCUGGCUUCCUGAAAGAAAGGCUGUGAACUCGACUGCUCCAGGUUUCAUCCAGGUCUAUAACAAUGAAACUGACAUGUUCGACAAAGGAGGAAACCACCUGAAUGUGAAAUACAGCGGUUUGAGUACAGAAAGAAUCAGAGAACUGCGGGAGGACAACGUUACCGUGAACCUGUGGGUGGUGAAUGAGCGAUGGCUGUUUUCUCUGCUGUGGUGUGCAGGGGCAAGCUCCGUCACCACCAACUCCUGCCACCUCCUAAAAGAAAUGACAGGACCUGACUGGGUCAUGGCACAUCUCACAUACACAAUCGCAUGGAUCGUAGUGGAUGUUUUAUCCUUUCUGAUAAUGACGGGGCUCUUCAUCUGUCAGAGGAAAACACACGUGUUGUGUCCCAGGAGAGGAAAAGAGACGCAAAGAAACAAUACUCCUGCCUGGAGCGAUAAAGAACGUUAUCCCUUCAUACCAACCGUGAAGACGGACGAAGGGACGAACUGACCCCAGCCCCUGGAACCGCUGGAGCUGUUUGACUCUGAAUCAGGGACAAAACAAGUUACUGUGAAUCAUCAGACACUGUUUUCUGAAGCCAUGACAGUUGUUUUUUACAGACAUUCUAAGCUGUGAUUUAAAUGUCAGCACUACACCACUAGAUGGCAAUUUGGGUUUUUUUGUUGUCUGUAUGAGUCUGGCUGCUUAACUGGGUUUAUGGUUCACAGGCUGAAUAUUCUUCUGUUGCAACUGAAAUGUUUUUCCUCUCUGUGUGUAUCACUGAUGUGCAGAGUCCAUCUGCACUGAUUUGUAUUUUUCUUGACACCUUAUGUUCUUGUGUUUUUCUAUUGUUCUUUUGACUUGUUUCAAUAUUUUCUAUGCUGUCAGCACUGCAGGAAAUGUGCCAUAACUAGAGUCUUGUGUAUUUGACCUUUGGCUGUGUGAACUACUGAUUGUUUGUUUAUUUGUUUGACAUAUGAUAAUGUAAAAUGCCAGACAGGUAUUAAACCACCAAGAAUAAUCUGAUGAUGAUGUUUUUAAAUGACAAAUUGUGUUUAUUUAGAGAUUGAUGCAUAAUUUAAUCUCGAUUCAGUGGUGGAAAGUGAAUUUACAUGCACAUUGGUUCAUCAGGAUUCUAUGGAUGCAAAUUACUUUUGCAUAGGAAAUUUUAAAUCCUUUAAUGAGUAUAAAAAUACACACACUGUUAACUUAAAACACCCAACAGAGUCUCAAAUUGUUACAUUUUACUCUUCUACAGUCAGGUACAUUAUUCAAAUGCUGCGUAUGUGUCAGAGAAAUGUCUCCUAUGUUUUAUUAAAGUGCUUCAGUUUUUUGUUUGGAAAGUUAUGUAAUGUUUGUAAAGAUGUUGUGCCAUCAAAGAAAUAUAAUUUUUUUUAAUCAA
This is a messenger RNA of Hippoglossus stenolepis (Pacific halibut), 2819 nucleotides long. RefSeq names its product glycerophosphodiester phosphodiesterase domain containing 2 (gene gdpd2). The record is from RefSeq and is a predicted model, not a curated record. The transcript is spliced from 16 exons. Lineage: Eukaryota; Metazoa; Chordata; Actinopteri; Pleuronectiformes; Pleuronectidae. Gene Ontology annotation, molecular function: glycerophosphodiester phosphodiesterase activity. The coding region runs from base 302 to 1927 and encodes 541 amino acids. Gene Ontology annotation, biological process: lipid metabolic process. Gene Ontology annotation, cellular component: membrane.